AUGGCGGAUUCAUUUGUAGGAAUUAAUUAUUACCAUGGAGAUGCAUUGAGAAAGAAUCUUUUAGUUUGCUACUUUGCCAAACCAGCCUCUCAUAGUUCUAAAAAGACCGAGCUCCAUAACGGAAGUGGAAUCUCUGCCGCUGGAAUUCAUUCAACAUUAUCUGGUGGUACUGGUGCUGGAGGUGGUGUGGGACAAUCGUCAUCGCUGACAACCCACGGACCUGGAGGGCGUAUCCUGUCACGAGGUGAGAUGUGUUUGCCCGAGGUGCAAGUGUACCUGGACCAAAAAGGCACCUAUGAUUUGGUGGCCGAAUUAGUCAUGAAGUCGUCGUUGCCGCCCAACGUUUUCAUCGAAGCGUCGGCCGAGACGAGCGCCAUCUUCUUCAAGGUGUUCCACGACAUAGUGGCCAAAAACGACCGAAAUGGCCUCGGCGGGCAACAACAAGCUCCAAGACAAUUCCCAAGAAAUGAAGGAUCAUUUCCCGUACGACAUGAAGAUGAAACAUCAACGCAUGAUGUCACUGUAGGGGAGCGCAUGGAUCCUUACAGUGACUCGUGGAACAGCUCCAGGUUGGAUGAUUCGACUACAACUACGUUGAGUAGUGUCAACUCGACGCUGGAGGACUUGGUGAGACAACAACAACAACCCAAAUCGUUAACUACGGCAACUGAUUCGGACAUGGAGUCCAAGUUGUCCGCCAAGGUUCUCGUAAUGCUGCCCAUCUUCUGCUUCCUGCAGUUGCUGUGUGAGAAUCACAAUCGAGACCUGCAGAAGUUUUUGCGGGCCCAGUCCAACAAAAACCGUUACAAUUUAGUGUCAGAGACACUCAUGUUCCUCGACUGCAUUUGCGGAUCGACGACGGGUGAACUGGGUCUGCUCGGCCUCUACAUUAAUGAGCACAUCGUCACUCUCAUCAACCAAACCAUGGAAACAUUGACGGAAUAUUGCCAAGCACCUUGUCACCAAAACCAAAUCUGCAUCGCCACUCACGAGACGAAUGGACUGGACAUCACCACGGCUUUUCUUCUUACCGACAUCAAUCCAUUAGGACAACGGAGAAUGGAUCUUGUUUUGGAGUUAAAAAACAACGCCUCCAAGUUGUUGCUGGCCGUCAUGGAGAGUCGUGGGGACAGCGAGAACGUGGAAAGGAUCCUGUACAUUAUGGAUCCUCGCCAAUUGGUGAACGUUGCCUGCAAAGCCUAUCACCAAAAGUUGGUCGGUGGAGAAGAGGCAUCCAGUCCCAUAGAAGUCGGCCACAACAUUAACAUUUUGUGCCAUCAGUUGGUGCAGCACAACAAAGAAUUGGCCACCCAGAUGAAACCGCCGCCAGUGGACGGAGUCAGUGGUGAUAUGGCCCUGCAGUACUACGCCAAUCACAUGGCGCAAAUCGAAAUUGUCCGUCACGACAGGACGAUGGAACAGAUUUUCUUCCCCAUUCCAGAAAUGAGCGACUAUUUGACCAACGACACGAAAGUGCGCGUCUUCCACACGGCGGAGCACGACGACCAGGGUUCGAAAGCUGCCACCUUCUUCGAAGGAGUCGACGACAUGUUUGACGAGAUGAAAUGGCAGAAGAAAUUGCGUGGACAGCCGUUACUCUUUUGGGUUAGCUCGCACAUGUCCAUCUGGAGUCAAAUCCUCUUCAAUUUGGCCGUCAUUAUCAACUUGAUUGUCGCCUUCUUUUACCCGUUUGACACUGACGGACCGGCUCCUGAUCCUCGCACUCACCUCUCAGGUCUCAUCUGGGCCGUCAUGCUCCUAUCCGCCGCUGUGGCCAUCACGUUACCCAAACCGUCGGGUAUUAGGACUCUCGUCAUGACAGUCAUCCUCCGGCUUAUUUGCUCAGCCAGCCCUAAACCCACACUGAUGGUCCUUGCACCGCCACGGUUGUGUUGA
This is a messenger RNA of Daphnia pulicaria, 1896 nucleotides long. Its product is annotated as inositol 1,4,5-trisphosphate receptor-like. The transcript has 6 exons. The record is from RefSeq and is a predicted model, not a curated record. Gene Ontology annotation, biological process: calcium ion transport. Bases 1 to 1896 code for a protein of 631 amino acids. Lineage: Eukaryota; Metazoa; Arthropoda; Branchiopoda; Diplostraca; Daphniidae.